AUGAAUCUUACCGACGAAUUCCGCCAUGAGCGCCUCAAGCUCUACGGCAACUUUAUGCGUCUCCUUCAGAUUCAGGGCGGCACGAAGAAGGACGUGAUCAGUCUCCGGAUCACCCAGUACGCCAUCCAUCGUCGCCCUCCUUACGCCGCCAUCUCCUAUACCUGGGGCCCCAAUCCGCAUGCCAACAAUGUGAGGCACCACCAUCACCAGCACCAAACUGGGAAAGCCAACGCCCAAGCGGCGGCGGUGGAAACGUACACGCGGCAGAUCCGGGUCAACGGGCGUCCAUUUCGCGUGCGCGUGAACCUGUGGAAUCUGCUGUAUCACCUGCGUCAACGCGGGGAGUCGAGGUUCCUCUGGGUCGACGCCCUGUGCAUCGACCAGGAGAAUUUGGAGGAGCGCAAUUUCCACGUCCAACGCAUGUCCGAGAUCUAUGAAAAGGCCGUCCUGACUUUUGUGUGGUUGGGCCUGCCGUCGGAGGACAGGAGGCAGGCCAGGGCACUCGAGUUCAUCAGCGAGAUGGCCACAUUUUGCAGGAAACAUCAUCAUCACCAUCAACAUCAGCCGGACCUGUCCUCCUCGGCUUUCCGUGCAAAGUACUUGGUCGAGGCCUAUGCGCACCGCUGGGCAAACUUGCUCGAACUCUGCAGGGGCAACUACUGGACCCGCACCUGGAUCAUCCAGGAGUUUGUCAGGGCGAGCAAAGUCCAAGUCCUUUGUGGCACUGCCAGUCUCGAUUGGAUCGACUUCGAGGACAUUGUCCGCGCCGUGCGCUCGAUCAUCUCCUCGCCAUCCUCAACCACAGCACCGUCGCUUACAUGUUCACCUGCCAUGCCGGCAUUCGUGCAACAAUUCACACAAACAAUCCCCUUCCGUCUGACGUCGCGGCGCGCCUCACACACGGCCUCGACGCUUGAAGACCUGCUCUUGGAAUUCUACGAUUCGAAAUGCGCCGAGCGCCGCGACAAGGUCUACGGCAUCUUGGGCAUCGCAGACGACUGCGGCGAAGACCCCGAGGGACCACCAGGAUCCUACCGCGGUCCUCAACCGGACUAUUCAAAGCAUAUCCUCGAGGUCCAUUUCGAGGUCUUUAGCUAUUUGAUGCAGCCAUCAUUAGCGACGCCGAGGUCCCGGUCGCCGAUGCAAGCCAUCUUUCUGGCUCAGCGCGCACUGGGCAUCACCCAGGCCGACGUGGAGAGCUACAUGGCGCUGCAGGCUAUACAGAAACCCGGCAAUGGCCAGGGUGUUAGUCUGUUGACUGGGAGACUGCGCGACUUCACCUACCCGCUGGUCCCGGACUACGUCAAUUUCAUCGACGAGGUACUUCCCGGGUGGACCAGCAUCCGCGAUCUGCGCCAGCGCCUCGAGCAGGUCGACUGGGCAAAGUACGUCGGGCACGAAGUGCGGAAAAGGUCGUCGACGAGGCCGUCUGCCGGUGGCACGCAGAAAAGCUCGAGUUCGACAACGUCCGUAACGAGUACAACGUCGUCGUCGACGGCGGGAACAGGUACCCCAACGGCAACUGGGGCGGGAACGGGGACAGCGUACAUACGCGCCCCGCUGCCGCCGGACAUGAUUGAGAAUGUCGUCCACGCCGCGUCGCAUAGCGAAGAGAUAUCGCAUUUGUACAACUACUCUCCACCACCACCAUCAUCAACUUCUUCUUCAGCAUCGUCGAAUACUCCUACUGCUGCUGCCGCUCCUCCUCCCAUGACAGGCCCUGGGAACGGAGCGACAAACUCACAUCCACUUCCAAUCCCCAUCCCACACAUGCUCAAACACCCACACGACAAACGCCUCCACAACAACCCUUCGCUCCUCAAACCCCGCGUCAUCAUCGAAACCAACCCGCCCAGGGCCAUCGAGCCCACACGCAUCGGCUUCGCCUGCACCGACGCCCGCCCGGGCGACCUGCUGUGCCAGUUCUCCGGCCUGGACGUCACGCUGAUCGCGCGGCGCCGGGGGUCGGGGAAUGAACUGGCCCUGGUGGGCCUGGGGAAAAUGUGCACGCACCAGGGACUCAAGGAGAGGAGCGUGCAUCCGGCGUGCAGGACGGGCGACGCCGGUCAGGGGAAGUGGUCGGGCGUGCCACUGCAGGUGGUCGCUGCAGGUGGCGUGCAACAUGGGGAUCAAGGGGAUCGUACGGGUAUGGCUAUUCUUGCAGGGGGGAACCCGGAUGGUUGGUCCAUCAUGGUGGAUCCUAUUGGGCUCUGGGAGGUCUUGAGACGUAGUUAG
Fonsecaea multimorphosa CBS 102226 is the source of this 2235-nucleotide messenger RNA. RefSeq lists its product as uncharacterized. The record is from RefSeq and is a predicted model, not a curated record. Lineage: Eukaryota; Fungi; Ascomycota; Eurotiomycetes; Chaetothyriales; Herpotrichiellaceae. The transcript has a single exon. The coding region runs from base 1 to 2235 and encodes 744 amino acids.